Molecule: messenger RNA, 2715 nt
Organism: Dendrobium catenatum
Lineage: Eukaryota; Viridiplantae; Streptophyta; Magnoliopsida; Asparagales; Orchidaceae
Product: protein OSCA1
Exons: 12
Coding region: 263-2590 (775 amino acids)
Cellular component (GO): plasma membrane
Molecular function (GO): calcium-activated cation channel activity
Source: RefSeq, a predicted model, not a curated record
UCUUCCUCCGCGGCGCCUCCGCUUCUGCUUCGCUGUUGGAAAACGCUUGCUUUUGAUUGCGUUGCGAUAGCUGUGAAAUCCUUUAAUAAGAGGAAGACAAGGAGUUAGAAGAGGAAGUGUUUGGUGGCAUUGGUGUUUCCUUUCUCUGUACUCUCCAACGCGCCUUUCUUUCUCCCUUUUUAGCCAUCUCUGGAAAGGCUGCGCCUGAGUUGGUUUUUGCAGGGAGUGCUCGCACUCUAGUUUUGUUCCGAAUCCGGAAAUUAUGGCUACAAUCGGUGACAUAGGCCUCGCUGCAUCUAUAAACAUUCUGACUGCCUUUGCAUUCCUACUUGCAUUCACUAUACUGCGUUUGCAGCCAUUCAAUGACAGGGUAUACUUCCCUAAAUGGUACCUUAAAGGAGUAAGAAGCAGCCCUACGAGAUCUGGCACAUUUCUACAUAAGUUUGUCAAUUUAGACUUCAGAUCAUACUUGAGGUUUCUUGACUGGAUGCCUGCUGCUCUCAAAAUGCCUGAACCUGAGUUGAUUGACCAUGCAGGAUUAGAUUCUGCUGUUUAUUUGCGGAUAUACCUGUUAGGGCUUAAAAUAUUUGUUCCUAUCACUUUGUUGGCUUUUGCGGUCUUGGUACCUGUCAACUGGACAAAUAAUACUCUGGAGUUAGAGUCUGCCAAGUCUUCAAAGUUGGAGUUCAGUACAAUAGACAAGCUUUCUAUAUCAAAUAUCCCCAGCGGAUCAAAUAAGUUUUGGGCCCACUUGGUGAUGGCAUAUACCUUUACCUUUUGGACUUGCUAUGUGCUAUUAAAAGAAUAUGAAAUAGUUGCAUCAAUGAGGUUGCAUUUUCUAGCCUCAGUGAAACGCCGACCAGAUCAGUUCACAGUCCUUGUAAGGAAUGUCCCACCUGACCCAGAUGAGUCAAUUGGUGAGCUUGUAGAGCACUUUUUCCUGGUCAAUCAUCCUGAUCAUUAUCUUACUCAUCAGAUUGUCUAUGAUGCCAACAAACUUGCUAAUAUGGUUCAAAAGAAGAAAAACAUGCGGAACUGGUUGGACUAUUAUCAGCUGAGGUUUGAAAGAAAUUCAUCUACAAGACCAACUUGUAAGACUGGUUUUCUUGGGCUAUGUGGUAACAAGGUGGAUGCGAUUGAAUACUACUCAUCAGAGAUUGAAAAGCUAUCUAAAGAUGAGGUUGAAGAGCUUAAUAGAAUUAAGAAGGAUUCAAAGUCUGUCAUGCCGGCAGCAUUUGUUUCAUUUCGAACACGUUGGGGAGCAGCUGUUUGUGCUCAGACACAACAGACCAGAAAUCCAACUCUAUGGUUGACAGAUUGGUCCCCUGAACCUCGUGAUGUUUACUGGCAAAAUCUAGCCAUCCCUUUGGUCCACCUAAGUGUUAGGCGAUUGAUAAUAGCAGUUGCAUUCUUCUUUCUUACUUUCUUCUUCAUGAUCCCAAUAGCGUUUGUUCAGUCUCUAGCAAAUAUUGAGGGUAUUGAGAAAGCCGUUCCAUCUUUGAAGCCCUUUAUUGAAUUAAAAUUUAUUAAGUCACUAAUUGAAGGUCUUCUUUCUGGAAUUGCUCUGAAGAUUUUUCUUAUCUUGCUACCUACUAUAUUGAUGCUUAUGUCCAAGUUUGAAGGACAUAUUUCAUUAUCAUCUUUGGAGAGAAGAGCAGCGUCAAAAUAUUAUAUGUUUUUGCUUGUAAAUGUAUUCCUUGGGAGCAUAAUUGCUGGGACUGCAUUCCAGCAACUAAAUACUUUCAUCCAUCAGUCAGUUAAUGAGUUUCCUAAGACAAUUGGCUUAGCAAUUCCCCAGAAAGCUACAUUUUUCAUUACAUAUGUCAUGGUUGAUGGUUGGACAGGAGUUGCUGGGGAGAUUUUACGAUUGAAACCUUUGAUAAUCUAUCACCUGAAGAACUUUUUCUUUGUGAAGACUGAAAAGGAUAGAGAAGAGGCUAUGGACCCUGGAAGUUUUGAAUUUAGUUCAUCUGAACCUCAGAUACAGUUAUAUUUCUUACUUGGUCUUGUAUAUGCUGUGGUCACACCAUUCUUACUUCCUUAUAUAAUAGUAUUUUUUUGUCUGGCAUAUCUUGUUUUUCGCCAUCAGAUCAUAAAUGUCUACAAUCAAGAAUACGAGAGCGCUGCAGCAUUCUGGCCAAAUGUGCAUGGACGCAUAAUUACUGCAAUGAUAAUAUCUCAAGUCGUUCUUUUUGGAUUGUUAAGCACAAAACUAGCAGCAAAUUCUACACCUUUCCUCAUUGCUCUUCCUGUACUGACAAUAUGGUUUCAUAGAUUCUGUAAGAACCGCUAUGAGUCUGCUUUCAGAAGAUAUCCACUUCAGGAAGCAAUGAUGAAGGAUACUGUGGAACGAACCCGAGAGCCAAACCUGGAGCUGAAAGAAUACCUGUUGAAUUCUUAUAUCAACCCAGUGUUCAAGGAGGUCGAUGACCUUGUUGACAACUCUGUUCUUGAUGAGGAAGAGUUUGAAACUGUGCUUGUACCAACAAAGCGGUCUUCACGCAUAAAUACACCGGUGCCCAGCAAACACGCUAGCGACUUCUCAUCAACUUCUUUACCUGAGGUCACCCUGCAUGAUCGACAAUUAUGAUGAGCUUGCAUAGCUGCGUAUUGUUUCAAUGUAUUCAAAAUAUUCAUUUUCUCCCCUCCCAGAUGUGUAGUAGUAUUUCACCUACCAAGGACUUGGGUGAUUGAGCUUUUAGUUUGCUAUGUAAA